Molecule: messenger RNA, 600 nt
Organism: Condylura cristata (star-nosed mole)
Lineage: Eukaryota; Metazoa; Chordata; Mammalia; Eulipotyphla; Talpidae
Gene: LBX2
Product: ladybird homeobox 2
Exons: 2
Coding region: 1-600 (199 amino acids)
Molecular function (GO): DNA binding
Source: RefSeq, a predicted model, not a curated record
AUGAGCUCCGGACCUCGGACACCUCGGAUACCUUUCAGCAUCGCAGACAUCCUAGGCCCGCGCAUGGCCCCCCGAGGGCCCUCCGCCUUGCAGCUUACAGAGUCGGUCCCCGGACCCACUUCGCCGCUGUGCGCGCUGGAGGAGAUGGCUAGCAAAACUUUUCGCGGGCUUGACCUGCACGCUCCAACGCCCUCUGAAGGAGGUGCCGCUCCUGGCGUGCUGGGCCCUGGCCGUGCCAGUCGCCGACGACGGAAGUCACGCACGGCGUUCACAGCGCAGCAGGUGCUGGAGCUGGAGCGGCGCUUCGUUUUCCAGAAGUACCUGGCGCCGUCAGAACGCGACGGGCUGGCAGCAAAACUCGGCUUGGCCAACGCGCAGGUCGUCACGUGGUUCCAGAACCGGCGCGCCAAGCUCAAGCGAGAAGUGGAGGAGAUGCGCGCGGACUUGGCCUCCCUGCACACAGUGUCCCCGGAAGUCCAGUGCCACCUCGCCAGGGCGGCAGACGGCGCCCCGGGCCCCCGCCCAAGCCCCAGCCUCGGCCCUACCGGGUCUGACUCCGGGCUCCACCUGUCAGACGAGGAGAUACAGGUGGACGACUGA